AUGGACCCAACCAACCGCAUGAUGAGCCGACUUCAAGUGAAUGAUAUGGUGGGGAUGCCACAGAUCUACGGUCAACCGCAGCCACAAGGAGUCUUUGUAGAGACCAAAGCCCCCGUCAUGCAACAAAAGAAAGAGCGGAAGAAACGCGGCGAGCGGAAAGACGACCAUCGCGUCGAUCGUCAUGAAGAGAACUUAAAGGAAAUCGCACAAGAGAUAUAUGUCCGGUGGAAGACCCGUAAGUUAGUGAAAGAGCGGAGCUACGAUUUAGAACGCGCUGAAAAGAAAGCGGAGAAGCGAUGGAAGAAAGAGACUGCCGAAGUGACGCGACUCUUUUACAAAGCUGCCAUCAUGGAAAACACUGUAUUAGGUGAUGAAGAGAGUAUCGGUAAGAAGAGGAAGAAAGAGGCCAAAAUCAAAGAAGACUGUCAUCCUUAUUUACUCUUCUGUAAAGAACAUCGAGAUGAAUUGUCUGCAAAGUAUGGAGGAAAAGAAGUCCUGUCUGUCUUGUCUGAGAUGUGGAAGAAACUUGGACCGGAAGAGAAGAACAAAUAUAUCGAAGUGGCAAAGAAAAACAAAUUGAACAAAACAAAACAACAAGAGCAACAGCAACAACAAGGGAUGAUGACUAUGCAAGACCAAGUCGGCAUGCAUCAACCCCCUCCUCAACAACAAGUCUUCAUGUUUUAA
Entamoeba invadens IP1 is the source of this 687-nucleotide messenger RNA. RefSeq lists its product as hypothetical. Lineage: Eukaryota; Evosea; Mastigamoebida; Endamoebidae. The transcript has a single exon. The coding region runs from base 1 to 687 and encodes 228 amino acids. The record is from RefSeq and is a predicted model, not a curated record.